UAUAUAACUACGGAGUUGUUGUAAUAUAAUAAUAGUAAAUAUAAGUAAGUGAACAAAAAAAAAGUAAAGUAAAAUAAGUGAACAAGGAACUGAAACAAUCCAAAAAUAUCAAACCAUUAUAUCUCUCAACUUGUCAUUACUGAUAGGAUGAUGUGGAGUAGAAUUACUUGAUGCGAUUCCUUUUUGUGUAAGGUUGGUCCAGGUUAUAAUAAUAGCAUUUCAACUUUUUGGAAAAGGUCACUGUACUCUUGAUGAAUGUGUUACAUAUCUAAAUCGAGCUCCGCUUAAAAUGUUGCAACUCCAUGACUCCAUGACUUUGACUCCGACUCCAUAACCCUGUAUUAUACAAUGAAAAAAGAAUGGAUUUGAAAAAAGAAUAACUUACUUCUUGCAUUUGGCAUGUGUUCUCAUUAUUUGACUACUGGGUGAAAAUAUCAUUGCAGAAAAUCUAACUCAACCAGAUGUUGUCAGAAGAAAUGCAGAAGCCUGUUGUCCUUAUUUAAGAGAGCCGGGAUAGCUCAGUUGGUUAAAACGCUGCUAUGAAGUUUGGAAUAAUUAUUAGCUGUAGCAGCAGGAUUGCAGGUUCAAAUCCCAGCUCUGCCUACUCAGUGUAUGAGUAGUACUUUGUGGGAUUUCCUCCAUUAAAUCUAACAUCACUUGGGUCUAAAUACAAAAUACUCACUAAAAAGACAAUUGAUCAGCUUUAUACCUCUACGCUAACGCCACAAAUCUUACAUGCUAAUGAAAAUGUAAUAACUGAUGAUUUUGACUUUCGAACACUUUUUUGUCAUUCAAUGGCAAAUGUAAGUGACAUGAAAUUCACUACUCAAGAAGAAUUAAGUUUCAGAAAUUUUCAUCAAAAAUGGAAAAAUGUACAUUCCUACCAGUUGUCCUGUGGUAUUUUAGUAGUAUUCUCACCUGUUAAGUUAUGUCAGCAUGGUUUUUUUUUCAAGUGUUUUGUGAAAUAUGAUAAAACCUAUUUAUAUGUAAAAACUGCCACAAUUAUAUAUGCUAAUAGACCAUAUCUUUCAAUAUCAAGUUCAAAUGAUGAUGGCAAAACUUUAAAAGUAACUUGCAAAUAUGCAAAUUUAAUAAAUCCUUUAUUCCUUAAUAUAACAUUUUCACAUAAUGAUCAAUUGAUAAAUGGUAAUAAAGAUUUCCUAAUAAAUCCAACCGAAUUUUUUGAAAACAUUAGUGCACGUCGAUUUGAUUUGAAAAGAACAUUAUCUAUUUUGAAUCCACAAUUUUUUAAUGACAAUUUUAGUUGUGUCUUGUCUGAUGAUAAAUGUGGGAUAGUAGCAAGUCAGAGUCUCUCCCUUUUCCAAGAUAAAAAGGCUGGUUCAACACCUACUUUUUUAUCAGAUGGUUUAUGGGUAGUUUUAAUUGGAUUUUUGCUCUUGUUGUUUUUUUUCCUUAAAAUAAAGUCAAAAUGGUGUAAAAGCUUGAAAAAAAGUGGGAAAAUCCAGGAGGAUUUAACUGUAGUUGUUAAUGACCAUAGAAAUGAAAAUGAACUGCAUUUUAUGUCUUCAAUAACGAAUGUUGAGCAAAGCAUGACAUGUUUCAAGCAGAACAUAACAAAUCCAGAUCAGAGAACUAAUGAUGUCUUUAUAUCAUACAGUUCUCAGAAUCGUGAGUGGGUAAAUAAUACUCUUCUAUUUGAACUGGAAAAACGAAAUAUUAGUGUUUGCAUAGAUUAUAGAGAUUUUGUUUUAGGGGAAUACAUAUCAAAAAAUAUUUUAGAUGGUAUGCAUAACAGUCGAAAAACUAUUGUUGUUAUUUCUUCGGAUUAUUUAAAGAGCAAUUAUUGCAAAGAAGAACUUCAAACAGCUUCACAAGGUCAUUCUGUUAUUUUCAUAAUGAUAGAAAAGUGCAAACUACCUCGUUAUUUAAAGCAACAACUCUCAAAAAAUCAAGUUUUUGAAUGGGAAGAUAAUGAGAGGUUCUGGAAAAACCUUGUUCUUGCUAUUCACUCAUAACAAAUAUCUGUAAAUAUAUAUAUACAAAUGUCUAUAUAUACAUAUAUAUAUAUAUAUAUAUAUAUAUAUAUAUAUAUAUAUAUAUAUAUAUAUUCAACACGUUUAUAUGUUUAUACUUAUGCAGUGCUUUAAAUGAAGAAAAAAAAGUAGCGAGAUGGUAUUUGGUAAAUUAGAAAUACUAUCGUGCCUAAUCAUUGUUA
Messenger RNA from Hydra vulgaris (swiftwater hydra), 2176 nucleotides. RefSeq lists its product as uncharacterized. The record is from RefSeq and is a predicted model, not a curated record. Gene Ontology annotation, cellular component: plasma membrane. Gene Ontology annotation, biological process: toll-like receptor signaling pathway; inflammatory response; immune response. Gene Ontology annotation, molecular function: transmembrane signaling receptor activity. NCBI's taxonomy places the organism in Eukaryota, Metazoa, Cnidaria, Hydrozoa, Anthoathecata, Hydridae.